AGGGUAAUGCUAUUCCUUUUUAUUUGGUGUAUACUUCUUUUGAUUUCUUUCCUUUGCUCAUCCCAUCCUUUGCUCGAAUCCUAUCGGCGUGUCUUUGUGGAUUUAUAGGCUAUUAACAAUAGUUUAACACAACUCUAUAUCAAGAACACGAACACUUUAUGAACUUGAAAGAUAAGUAGAUGAUUUGAUGGAAUCUUUGACUUAAGAUAAGUGCUGCUUUGCUUCAAGUGGUGAGGUUUCAAGCUCAAGUGGACAGGCUGAAGAAACAACUGGAAAGGGGCAACUCUUUGCCUACGAUCCUUUGUAUUCCUAUGCCCGUUUGUAUUCCUGCUUCAUUUAUAAUUCCUUUUGUCUAUAAAAUCUAGUAUAUUCUCUCUUACUCCAAGCGUCUAUUUGUAGAACCCUAGUCAUCCUUGUGUUUCCUCUCACCCAAUGACCUCCUUGAAGCAAGUAAAAUCUCAGCAUUCAUCCUCUUCUACUCGGUUGACUCAUGGAUCUUUGCAACAACGUGACGAUAAUCAAGAAACCUAGUGGUCUCAAAGAAGACCAAGAGAAAAGUCAAUCAAUUAUCCCUAUCACCCAAAAGAAGAUCCAUGCGAAUUAUGUCCCGUCCCAGACUUGUUCCGCCAGUGACUUCUUCAUCUCCCAUCCAAAUAUCUAAAGGCUCUUCUAGCAAUUCUAAAGAAGAAUUCUCUCAGGCAUCGCCUCCUCCAUCCCCCUUGAAGAUCAUCCAUGAUUGCUUAGUUCCCAAGACUGCGGAGGUUCCCCCUGCAACUGCAGAGACUAGCGAUCAUCUAAAUCCAUAUACCCAUCCGAGCAGCAUGCCCACUCACCAGUCUCAACUUCGAUUAGUAACAGCCAAGGCAGCAGCUCUGGAAAAAUUACAUUCUCAAGUAGUUGUUCACUUUAAGGGAGGCACUACUGUAUGACUCGGAUCAAUCCCAGGUGAACGAGAGAUAGAUCUUAAAUCCAAAUCUUGAUGCCAUUAUUCAGUGUCUUUACUUACUAUUUUUCCAUGCAUCUGCAGGGAUGGUUAUUAACGUUUAUUCCCCAUGUUUGGUUGCAGUGUAAUUUCAAAUUAAAAUGUUGUGAUGUCAAUCAUUUGAUUUUAUCAUAGUGUGUGUUGUAA
Messenger RNA from Zingiber officinale, 1129 nucleotides. RefSeq lists its product as uncharacterized. Bases 594 to 929 code for a protein of 111 amino acids. The record is from RefSeq and is a predicted model, not a curated record. Lineage: Eukaryota; Viridiplantae; Streptophyta; Magnoliopsida; Zingiberales; Zingiberaceae. The transcript is spliced from 2 exons.